UGUUUAUCACAACAGUAUGAGCACGCGACAUUUUUUUACCUCAUGGAUUUUACUCGCGUUCCCCAUUUACGUUACGAAAACGUACGAGCUGAAUGGCACAACGGCUUUAGUAACGGGAGGUUCGCGGGGUAUCGGUUUUGAAAUUGCGCGCCAUCUUUUGAGUAACGGAGUUCGGGGAGUAACUUUGGUGAGUCUCAACGUCGAAAAGGGAAGAGGAGCGGCCAAGUUACUCAACAGGGAGUUCGGUUACGGGAGGGCGAUCUUCAUUCCGGCGGAUGUGAGCGAUGAAGAUCAGCUCGAGAAUGCGUUCGAGAUUUCGGCACUCCAUUGGAGAGGCUUGGAUAUUGUUGUCAACAACGCUGGAGUAAUUAAUGAGAACGACUGGAAAUCUUUAAUCGGUAUAAACAUCGCAGGAACGCUUCAGGGAACUCUGCUGGGUUUCAAGUAUUUGGGCAAAAAUGGAGGAGGACGAGGAGGCGUAAUCAUAAACGUAUCGUCCAUUCUGGCUCUACCAUCGACUUCAAUAGGUCCUCCAAUUUAUAGCGCAAGUAAGUUGUUCAUCAACUCCCUUGGUCGCUCGUUGGGACAUUCGGUUUACUACGAUUACAACCGAGUGCGAAUUAUUACGAUUUGUCCCGGCUAUACAACCACGGACAUGAAUGACUUAUCCGCCAUCCGAGAUGCCAUCUCGCAAGCGUGGCAUCCCGAUCUUGUAGAGCUACUCGAUAAAUAUCAGCCCCAUUAUCAAACUCAGUCAGCUUCCGACGUCUCCGAAUCGGUCAUGGAGAUCCUAAAAACGGGAAGUAGCGGAAGCACUUGGGUUAUUGAAGGUGGAGAAUGCUACGAGGUCGAGUAUCCCGAUAGAAAGACAAUGAGAACAGGCCGUGGCUAAGGGAUGGUGUGAUAGAAAUAGUGGCUAGUUGUGACUUUGUAUAAGAAGGUGUUGUCUGUCUGUCCAUAACAUAAACACAUAAAAGUUUUUAAAUGCGUA
Photinus pyralis (common eastern firefly) is the source of this 991-nucleotide messenger RNA. RefSeq names its product 15-hydroxyprostaglandin dehydrogenase [NAD(+)]-like. The record is from RefSeq and is a predicted model, not a curated record. Gene Ontology annotation, cellular component: cytoplasm. The transcript is spliced from 5 exons. Gene Ontology annotation, molecular function: oxidoreductase activity, acting on the CH-OH group of donors, NAD or NADP as acceptor. Lineage: Eukaryota; Metazoa; Arthropoda; Insecta; Coleoptera; Lampyridae. Bases 17 to 892 code for a protein of 291 amino acids.